Didymella exigua CBS 183.55 is the source of this 1548-nucleotide messenger RNA. RefSeq names its product polysaccharide lyase family 1 protein. Bases 199 to 1197 code for a protein of 332 amino acids. Gene Ontology annotation, molecular function: pectate lyase activity. The record is from RefSeq and is a predicted model, not a curated record. NCBI's taxonomy places the organism in Eukaryota, Fungi, Ascomycota, Dothideomycetes, Pleosporales, Didymellaceae. The transcript is spliced from 4 exons.
AGCAUUCAAGAAUGCGCUUCCACCUAAGAGAACCUUCUGGCAAUAUAUCUCCCGCGUCUAGAAAGCUUGUCAUAAGAGCACAAAACACAGUCGCAACGGUCAUACAGCGAAUUAAAAGCCGAUGAGCGAUACAUAAUGAACCAGGUCUUCUGAUAGAAGUUCCGCAAUUGCCCAUCAGACUCUCCUGCAGCAUUCACAAUGAAGCUCUCUACAACCCUUUGCCUCGUGGUCGCUUCCCUAGUCUCAGCAGUGCCAACUCCUACCAUCGAACAGGGUGCUACUAAAGUGCUGGCGAAGAGGGCAAGCAUCACUGAUGCAGCCGAUAUCGGUUACGCUUCACAGAACGGAGGUACCAAUGGAGGCGCUGGUGGUACAACAACCACUGUGAGCACGUUACCUCAGCUCUCUGCUGCAGCCAGUGCUGCCGGAGCUGGUGUUAUUGUCGUCCAAGGCAUUAUCAGUGGUGCUGCGAAGGUGUCCGUCACAUCAGACAAGACGAUUGUCGGAAAGACUGGCAGCUCUCUCACUGGCAUCGGCCUCACCAUCCUUGGCCAGAAGAAUGUGAUCGUCAGGAACUUGAAGAUCUCCAAGGUACUUGCUGCUUACGGUGACGCCGUUACCAUCAACCUGUCGACCAAUGUAUGGGUUGAUCAUUGCGAUCUGUCUGGCGACGAGACCGUUAACAAAGACACUUACGAUGGGCUUGUCGAUCUGUCGCACGCUGCAGACUUUGUUACAAUCUCGCACACCUACUUCCACAACCACUCAAAGGGUACACUCGUAGGUCACUCCGACUCCAACGCCGCCGAGGAUACCGGCCACCUUCGCGUAACCUACGCCAACAAUCACUUCUACAAAGUCGCCUCGCGUGGCCCUCUCCUCCGCUUCGGCACAGGGCACAUCUUCAACAACUACUACAACGAGCAGAGCACCGGCGUGAACACUCGCAUGGAUGCGCAAGCUCUUGUGCAGAGCACCGUGUUCGAGAAUAGCGGCAAGAAGAUGGUGUACACUGAAAGCAGCGCAAAGGAUGGGUAUGCGGUGGUCAUCGACACAAUUUUCGGUGGCGAGAGUACGAAUACGGCACCCCAAGGGACUUUAACUGCGAGUAGCUUUCCGUACUCGUAUUCGUUGUUGGGCAGUGCGAAUGUGAAGGCUUCAGUUGUCGCGAAUGCAGGACAGAAACUUGCUUUUUAGUUCUUUUCGUGCGCCAUUCUAGUCAGUUUGGUAUAUGUAAUUCCAUAACAUACUUUGUAACCACGUGGCUCAGAUCACAUGAUAUCCUAUUGUAGCAGGCAUUGCCCGGUGGGCAAGUGCACUUACCUGAGAGCUGAGAGCUUGAACAACACAACAUCACAACACGACAACAAAUAGCAAUACACUCGUUGAUCACAGUCUCCGACCGACACUGCUUACGCAGUUACAUACUUUGUACAGCCAAAGGGGAGACGCAGGUCUCUAGAAACUCAUUUACAGCUCCCAUCUUCAAAACUAAGAUGCAUGUAACUAUCCACUGGGUCUCAAGACAAGUUCAUACUUCUCCUCUUU